This is a messenger RNA of Closterium sp. NIES-65, 1254 nucleotides long. Lineage: Eukaryota; Viridiplantae; Streptophyta; Zygnematophyceae; Desmidiales; Closteriaceae. The record is from the annotation of a GenBank genome assembly.
AUGGUCAUGGACGUUGCCCGUACGUCCAUGAUGCAUGUGGCUGCCCCCCAUUUUCUGUGGCCGUUUGCGGUCCGGUACGCGGCGCAUCAGAUCAACCUUCAGCCCAGGGUCUCCAUGCCGGAGACCUCCCCAGCUUUGCUGUGGACGGGGAAGGUUGGCGAUGCGUCUGCGUUCCGUGUCUGGGGAUCUCGGGCGUUUGUCCGCGACUUGUCUGCGGACAAGCUGUCCCCUCGUGCUGCUCCCUGCGUCUUCCUGGGUUUCCCCCCUGACGCGCCAGGGUGGCAGUUCUACCACCCCACCUCUCGCCGUGUUCUGUCCUCCCAGGACGUCACGUUCGACGAGUCGGUCCCCUACUACCGUCUCUUCCCCUACCGCACUCCGUCCCUCCCCCCGCCACCGCUCUUCCUUGUGCCAGACGCUGUUGAGCCUGUCGAGGUCGCUGGUGACUCUGGUGCUGCUGAGGGUGCUGAGCCUGGGGGUGCUGACUCUGGGGGUGCUGAGCGUGUGGGUGCUACGCUUGGGGGUGCUGAGCCUGGGGGUGCUGAGCCUGGGGGUGCUGAGCCUGGGAGUGCUGAGUCUGGGGGUGCUGAGCCUGGGGGUGCUGAGCCUGGGGGUGCUGAGCCUGGGGGUGCUGAGCCUGGGAGUGCUGAGCCUGGGGGUGCUGAGCCUGGGGGUGCUACGCCUGGGGGUACUACGCCUGGAGGUGCUGAGCCUGAGGGAGCUGGGCCUGCUCGUGUGGCGUCUGGCGGUGCUGUGCCUGGCGGUUUUCCGGGUGCUUCGUCUCGCCGGGAGCCACUCUCUCCACAGGAGCUGCGUGAGUGGUUUGCCCGGCGCUGGAGGCGAGCUGCUGGAGCUGGAGGUGCUGUGGGUACUGGAGGUUCUGCUGCUGCUGAGGGUGCUGGUGCCGCGGGUCCCGAAGGUUCUCGUACUGGGAGUACUGGAGCUGCUGGGCUUGCGGGUACUUCUGGAGUUGGAGCUGCUGCGGGUGUUGGCGCGGAGGCUACUGCUGUCGGUCUUGGAGGCGCUCCUGCUGGGGGUGCUACUGGUGCUGCUGGAGGUAGUGGAGCUGGAGGUGCUGCUGGUGCUGGUGCUGCCGCUGGGGGUACUGGUGCUGUCCCUGCUGUGUCUGGAGUUGCCGCGCGGCCUCGGCCGUACUUCGUUCCGCUCCUUCAGCAGGUUCUUGUUACAGUUACAGCCGGCCUCCCCACUGCCUGCUCCGUCUCCCUACACUGGUCCUACUGGAGGUCUUGCUGA